Aspergillus mulundensis is the source of this 1191-nucleotide messenger RNA. RefSeq lists its product as uncharacterized. The transcript has 4 exons. The record is from RefSeq and is a predicted model, not a curated record. NCBI's taxonomy places the organism in Eukaryota, Fungi, Ascomycota, Eurotiomycetes, Eurotiales, Aspergillaceae. The coding region runs from base 1 to 1191 and encodes 396 amino acids. Gene Ontology annotation, molecular function: O-methyltransferase activity.
AUGUCAGACCACGCAGUAUCCACAGCAAAGACCGCCCUGGCUCAGUUGUCAUCGCUCGACGCUUCUGAUGCAAGCUCUCACCAUGAGAUCGUUCGACAAUGCCAAUCCAUUGUCGAUGCUCUCCAGAGCCCUCUACUGGUGGCUGGAAAUCUGAUUUCCAGCAUCACGAUGUAUCCCUCUCUGGUGGCCCUUGAGAAUUUAGGAGUAUUUCAGAAACUCGCUCAGGGUCCCUUGACUGCAGCGCAAAUUGCGCAACAGACCGGCGCAGACCAUGACCUCGUUGUCCGUCUCAUGCGAGUCGCAGUAGCAUGGGGCUACAUCGCCGAAACAGGUCCAGAAAGCUACAUCGGAACGCCUGCUUCGAACGUCCUCGCGCACCCCUCCUUUGCAGCCGGUCUCCGCUACUGCCACCUUCUCUGCACAAGCACUCACAACCUCCCUAAGUUCCUCAAGGAAACCAACUACGCCAACCCAUCCGGUCACAACGACGGGCUCUUUCAGUACAGCUUCCAGACAAAACUUGGAAACUUCGAAUGGAACACCGCGCACCCUGAGCACGAGCGUGACUUUGACAUGUUCAUGACGAUCCCGCGGACCAGUGGCGCGCCGUGGCCUACCCAUUUCAACGCAGCAAAACUCAUCUUCGAAGACGGCGUGACCAUUGACAACACGGCUCCCUUAUACGUCGACAUCGGUGGCGGAUACGGUCAGGACCUGGCACACGUCAAGAAAGAUCUUGAGGCUUCCCCUUACACACUGGGCAAGGGGCAGCUUGUCGUCGAAGACCGGCCUGCUGUUAUCGAUGAUGUUCCGGCCGAGAUGCGCGAUGAGAACUUUACAUACGUCAAGCAUGACUUCUUCAACGCGCAGCCUGUCAAAGGGGCGCGGGUGUACAGUUUCAAGACGGUGCUGCACAACUGGGCGGAUGACCAGGCGGUUGAGAUUUUGAAGAACACGGCGCAGAGCUUCACGCCGGGGUAUUCGAAGCUUUGGAUUUUGGAGCGUGUUGUGCCGGAGACCGGGGCUGAUAAGGUCACCGCGUGGCAGGAUAUGAUUAUGAUGGCGACCCUUGGAGCCCUUGAGCGGACGAGGGAGCAGUGGGCGCAGUUGCUGGCGAAGGCUGGCUUGAAGAUUGUCAGUCUGCAGACUAUGCCUGAUCACUUUGGACUGAUCGAGGCUAUGUUGGAGUAG